AUGGCCACAGCGCUUCGCUGGUUAAAGGGAUGGCGUGGAAAAGGGGAUCACCCGGAAGAUAGCCCGGACUCUCGGCGGGCACUGAACGAGGAAUCUCAUUUCGGUUCUCCCUCUCCACCGUCUACUUUGCAACAUCGAGCCACGGUGGUAGAAAGGGUUGAACUUCGCGAUGUCGAGAGAGGUGAUCGGCUUAAUCCUAACUCCGACCAGUAUUACAUCGAGCCCCGUCUUAGUCUGUUGGGAAAGCCAGUGGCUUCUCACCAUCGACCUCGAGAAACGUGCUUCCGGAAAUUACAAUGUAUCAUCUACAACUUCCUGGAACAACCUCGAGCACGUAAAGCUGUUUUCUACCAUCUUCUCGUGUUUUUAAUGGUGUUCUUGUGCUUGGUGCUUAGCGUUUUCUCAACAAUAAAUGAUUAUGAAGAGGUUGCAGGUGCAAUUUUGCUACGAAUGGAAAUUGUGAUGAUUGUUUGGUUCACCUUCGAGUUCUUCCUCCGAUUAUGGUCCGCUGGUUGCAGAUCUCGCUAUCAAGGCUGGUUGGGUCGCCUUCGCUUUCUUCGAAGUCCAUUCUGUGUCAUAGAUGUAAUUGUCAUCAUUGCAUCCUUUGUGGUACUAGCUGUGGGGAGCAGUGGGCAGGUGUUUGCUACUUCUGCCUUGCGAGGGCUCCGUUUCUUCCAGAUCCUGAGGAUGGUGCGUAUGGACAGGAGGGGCGGAACCUGGAAACUUCUAGGUUCCGUUGUCUAUGCACAUCGCCAGGAACUCAUCACCACUCUGUACAUUGGCUUCCUUGGUUUGAUAUUUUCAUCAUUUUUAGUUUAUCUCGCUGAAAAGGACCAAAAAAACACGAACUUUCAUAGUUUCGCUGACGCUCUCUGGUGGGGAGUUGUUACGUUGUGUACUGUAGGAUAUGGUGAUAUGGUCCCUACUACUUGGCCCGGGAAACUAAUAGCAGCCUUCUGUGCUUUAUUAGGAAUAUCAUUCUUUGCUCUUCCUGCCGGAAUCCUUGGUUCCGGAUUUGCUUUGAAAGUACAACAACAGCAACGACAAAAGCAUAUGAUAAGACGAAGGGUACCUGCCGCUACUCUCAUCCAGUGCCUCUGGCGGUGCUAUGCAGCGGACGAGCAUUCUAUGUCCAUAGCUACCUGGAAAAUUCACCAGGUGCCACUACCGAGCCCGCCCCCGUUUAAGCACAACACGUCCUUUGUAAGCCGUCUCUCCACAAUCCGACGUCAUAAGCCUGGAGCCUCUACUUAUGGCCAUUCUCCGUCUCCGAGGAGCAGGUUUGGAGAGUUUCACGUUUCAACAGAAAAUGUCGGAUCAAAGGUCAACGCCAGUUUUAGCGAGGAUAAUGUCUCAAAAGAUGUGGACAUAUCCAAAAGAAAUUCUGAUGAAGAAGAAACAGAGGAACCAAAAUUCACUGUUUUAACAAAACAGCACAAGUCGGCAAUUAGAGCUAUUAGAAAGAUAAAAUACUUCGUCGCUAGGAGAAAGUUCAAAGAAGCUUUAAAACCUUAUGACGUGAAAGACGUGAUAGAACAAUAUUCGUCAGGUCACGUUGACCUAUUAGGCAGGGUAAAAAAUUUGCAGGGAAGGUUAGAUCUCAUUUUGGGAAAAGCAGGUUCAACAGCUAAGGAUGUAUAUCAGUCCAAAAUCAGCUUAGCCUCGAGGAUAGUGAAAGUGGAAAGAUCGGUUGAAGAUAUCGAGAAUAAGUUAGACCAGCUCAUGGAAAUGUACUUAGAAGAUAGACAACAAUGGAAUUCACCUGUGACACUUAACAAUAUACCGCCCUCGCCAUCACACUCCAUGAUGACUUUAGCGCCCCUAAAAAGUCCCACCUCACCACUUCCUUCAGCUAUUCCACCCACACUGGACAGAGUCAGAUAUAAUUUUGCAGAGAAACAACCUAGUGAGCCCAACACUCCUGUAAUAAAGAACAUCAGUCGACCCAUGCAGCGUGGAAAUUCAGACCUGAGUCAGAGGCUGAAAAAGCGAGUCACAUUGUGUCAUUCACUAGACACGAACACAAAUGUAAUAGAACAGCCUCAGAGGUCAGCUGAAAGUGACUCUUUUUUAGCGGUGUGUCCAAGUAUAAGGAUUGAGUCAGAAAACCAAGUGGAUUCUCAAAGUACGCUGUUGUCAUCGGUAGACUCUGUAGGUCAGAUUAGUACGGCAGGUACAGAAGUCGAGUCUUUAGCAGCAAGCGAAGGAGAUCCUGAACUUUGUCCUGAAGAUACCGAAAUAGCAGAGUUUCUAAGACCAGGUGGAAGUGAAAAUGCUGACUCUGACUGUGACAUCAGCACUGUUACUAUUAUCUUACCUGAAAAGGCUUCCUUACUGAGGCAGCAAGUACGAGAUUUGAAAACUUAA
This is a messenger RNA of Limulus polyphemus (Atlantic horseshoe crab), 2367 nucleotides long. RefSeq names its product potassium voltage-gated channel subfamily KQT member 1-like. NCBI's taxonomy places the organism in Eukaryota, Metazoa, Arthropoda, Merostomata, Xiphosura, Limulidae. Gene Ontology annotation, biological process: transmembrane transport; potassium ion transport. The transcript has 12 exons. The record is from RefSeq and is a predicted model, not a curated record. Bases 1 to 2367 code for a protein of 788 amino acids. Gene Ontology annotation, cellular component: membrane. Gene Ontology annotation, molecular function: voltage-gated potassium channel activity.